ACUCGACUUGUGUAGAUGUUAGUACCCACCCGGAGUUUUUUAAAGGACGGACACAAGGACAGGAAAUUCCGACAUCAGCGCAAUGCUCAAACUUCGAUAAUUGCUGACCGCCUAAUUGCGAUUUGUUUUACCAUGUCUGUUAUAUUAAAUGCUUUGAAUAGUGAUUCUUACAUUGAUAUUAGUCAGUACAGAGACCAGCAUUUUAAGGGCAAUCGCUAUGACCAGGAGAAGCUACUGAAGCAGAGCCACACCUUGUAUGUGGGAAAUCUCUCCUUCUACACCACUGAGGAGCAGAAAUUAUGAGACAAAGAUGAAUAAUCUAUGACUUUCUUUUCAAGUCCCCAAAAGUCCUGUGACUCUAGU
This is a messenger RNA of Monopterus albus (swamp eel), 363 nucleotides long. It is a transcript of the gene ncbp2, whose product is annotated as nuclear cap binding protein subunit 2. The transcript is spliced from 3 exons. Gene Ontology annotation, cellular component: nuclear cap binding complex. Gene Ontology annotation, molecular function: RNA cap binding. Gene Ontology annotation, biological process: mRNA cis splicing, via spliceosome. Bases 16 to 303 code for a protein of 95 amino acids. Lineage: Eukaryota; Metazoa; Chordata; Actinopteri; Synbranchiformes; Synbranchidae. The record is from RefSeq and is a predicted model, not a curated record.